Portunus trituberculatus (swimming crab) is the source of this 924-nucleotide messenger RNA. RefSeq lists its product as uncharacterized. The coding region runs from base 1 to 870 and encodes 289 amino acids. The record is from RefSeq and is a predicted model, not a curated record. Lineage: Eukaryota; Metazoa; Arthropoda; Malacostraca; Decapoda; Portunidae. The transcript has 2 exons.
AUGGAGUCACCUGAGGAAUUAUACUCUUCUCUUGUUCAUGCCACCCAUGCCUUUUACUUACGCUACAUCUCCAGGCCUCGCAUUAAACGGCAGACCAGACCCCAUGCGUGGACGCUCGACGGACGUCUGUGCGAGGCAGAGCAAGCGGCAGAGGCGGAUGGUCUACUCUACCAAAAGCAUCCAACAUCACAACAUCUACGCCAGUAUCGAGACUCCAGAGACACCCUGGUGACUCUUCAGCGCUGUGUAAGGACAGAGGUGUGGCACGAUUUCCUGAGCGGCUUAAACCACCAGACGAGCACCAAAUCUAUGUGGCAUGCUAUCAACAGGGUGCUGAAGAGGAAGCCGGCCAGUGCCCUCCAUCACAGCCCAGCUGAGUAUGCUGGUAACCUUGUAACAGCUUGGUCUACUCAGUCCCGUGUUACUAGCCUCCCAGAACAUGUACAACGGGCCCUCCGCCACGGAGCAGAUCGUCGCGCCCUCCGGUUAAUGGCAGCCUUGCUGACGCCAGACGAGGAGGACGAAGUGGAGAUCACUACAGCCGAGUUACAGCGUGCCCUGGCUCGAGGUAAAGCAACAGCUCCAGGCGAUGACGGGAUCACCUACUCGGUUCUCCGUCUUCUCUUCAAAGUACCCGUGCAGCAGCUUCUUGUGGUCUUCUCAUGUCACCUGAUAAGAGCAGAAUCUUUUCCCUGCGCAGUCCAAGACUCCUUCCAGACUUUUCAGUUGGCAACAGUGUCAUCCCGCUGUGCACUCAGUAUAUCUACUUGGGCGCUCCAGUUCACAUCCCUCGAGCCACUCCGGGACGUUGUGUUCACCCUAUCAUUCGGGAUUUCUUGGGUCGCCUCGAGAAGCGCUUCACGCCUCUAAGGACGCUCGCCACCAGAGAGAAGGGUAUAUCAAUCCCGUUAGCCAGGACCAUCU